AUGACCGGUCCCGGGCCCUUCGCGGCCGCCGCCUGGGGCGGUCGACCGGAGCGGGAACCGGCGCGAGCGCCUUUGCCAGCGACGGCUGCAGACAGCCCGGUGCUGUCGUCUGCGGGUUCCCCUUCAUUCUUUCCUCCGUCAGGGCCUCUGCCCUGGCCUCCCGAUGGCGCGUGGCGCGCGGAGGCGGGGAGAGCGCUCGCCGACGGACGCGCGGCGGAGGCGUUUCGCAGGGAGAGGCUGCAGGGGGCGGGGGGUGCCGCGCGGAGGCCUGAUAGCCUUCGGGGCCAGCGGGGCGCGACCGGGUUGCUGAGGGUCGGCUCUGCAGUCCCAGAAUCGCGCGCCGCCGCGCUCGCCUCGCAGCCGUGCCUGCGGUCUGCAGCGCCGUCUCCCGACUCGCCCUGCAACCUCUGGGCUGCGCCUCCCUCUCCGCCGAAUCCGCCCGCGGCGGCGGAGUUGCCUUCUCCCUCUCGUGCCGGCGGUCUCCCCCCGCAGCCAAGGAACGGACGGCGCAUUCCCUCGCUUGGGGCGGUCGCGGCUCCGCCGCUGCCGCCGCCUGUCUCUUUGUCGCCGACUCUGCAAGCCUCCACGUCUCCCUUGUCUGCUUCGCUGCCCACGACAUCGGUGGGCGAGCGGCCCUCCACCGCUUCCCCCAGAUUCGGGGCUUCGCGUGCCCCUGAGGUUUUUUCUCCCCUUCUGCCGCCGCAGGCGUCCGCUGUCGUUGCGUCGCCUCCACCCCGCCAGAUGUCGCCCCCGGCGCUGGAGGCGUGGACGGACGACGCUCUUCUCGCAGCUGCGGCGGAGGCUGCCCGCGACGAGCACUGUGGAGCCCAACGCGCCCGAGCCGGCGCCGGGGUCCCCGCGGAGGGCCCGGGCGAGGGGACCCCGGGGGAUGGGCGACGGGUUGUCUCCUUCCAGGGAUUCAGAGACGCAGAGGUCGCGCCCGCGCCCGCGAGGAAGGACCACGAACCGAGUGGGGUGCCUUUCCUCCUGGUGCGCAAGCACUUGGUUCGCCUCCUUGAGCAGAGCGGCAGCAGCCUGCAGUCCGAACGGGGCCUUCAAGCGUACAGACAGCUCCUUCAGCAGGUCGCCGAUGCCACGGUCGGCGAGAGCGGCCGUCACAUCUUCUUUCCGUCUCUUGCGCGGCCUUUGCGUCCCGCAGGAUCGCCUUGCUCGUCGGCCCCAGGCGACCGCGGCGUCGCGGCAUGCCAGCCUGCUGCGUCGACUCUCCUCCCUGCUCCCUCGCGCGCGUCGUGGCCUUCGGCGGCUGCGGCGCUGGAGACCCCGACUUCCCACCUGGAAGUCUCUUUUCUUUCUGCGUCGGCUGCGGGCCUGCCGUGCGCGGCGGCGCAGCUCAGCCAGCCUCGUGCUUGUCUUUCGGCUUCAGCGCAACAGAGCCUGGUCGGCGCGCGGAUGCCCCGCCCUCUGUCUUCGUCUCCCGUGCCCUCCUCGCCCCCGCAGCUGGAGCCGUUUGUGACGCAGCGGAAGGCGCGGGAGGAGCGGCGGCUGCUCCGCCGCGCCCUCCAGGGCUGGAAGGCGUACGCCGACCGCGUCGAUCGCCUGGCGUCUCUCUUCUGGGCCUUUCAAGCGCGGCGUCGCCUGCGUCGUCUCCGGGCCUACCUGACGCUGUGGCGCUGCCGCGCUGCAACGCUCCGCUCGGAGAGAGAAGAGGAAGAAAAGUCUGCAGCUGCCGAGGCGCAGCGUAGCGCAGCACUCUCGCUUCGCGCGCUGCAGGCGUGGCGCGACGGCAUCGUCCGGCAGCGCAAAGAGGAAGAAGACGACGCCGAGUCGCAGGCUCGCAGGCAGGCGCUUCACUCGGCCUUCGAGGCCUGGAGAGACGCCUUGAAGCUGCGACGAGACGCGCGAGAGCGAGCCAUGCUGGUGCACUUCCUCCGCGCGUGGCGGCGGUCGCACCAGCUGCGGAAGGAACGGUCCGAGGCGCUGGAAGACGCGCGGGAAGCUGCGCAACAAACCGCAACAUCUCGGCGCGUCAGAGAGAUCUGGGAUCGGUGGCGGCACGCAGCGGGCGAGCGCCGCUCCGCGGCGGAGGGCAGCGAGGCGAAAGUGCGGCAGCUCGUCCUGCGUCGGGCGUUUGAAGCCCUACGAACCCAGGCGCGGGCCCAGCGCGAGCACCGCGCAGAGGCUGCCGCGUCGACGGAGGACGCGAUGCGCGAGCGGCUGCUGGCACGCGCCUUUCGGGGCUGGCGGAAGGCGACGCUUCUGCAGCGGCCGCCGUUCGCGACGCCCUACGCGCUCCUCUCCUCGCAGGUCGUCUGUCUCUUGCGCCUUGUGGCACUGCUCAAAGCGCGAGACGCUGAAGCGGCUAGCGAGGCGCCCGCCGAGCUCUGGGUCGCGGGAGGUGAAGACGCGCCGCGCAGCGUCGGCGAGGCCUUGGUCGAGCUCGGGGCCGCCCGGCGCAGGUGGGAGCUCGCGCGAGCUGCAGGACGCAGCGGCGAGCCGAGCGAGAGCGAGGCCACGGCAGGAUCGAGCCGCCAGAGACUGGAGACCGAUUUCAGCAUAGUGGACGCCGCGCUCCUCUCGCUUGUGCCUCUCCAUGGCGUCGACAUGCAUCUUCCCAAGCUCAGCGCAGCCGCGCCGCUGAUGGCGCGGAGCCUUCGACAGUAUUAUUUGCGUCACUGCUUCCUCCAGUGGCGGUCGGUUGUCCAGCGGCGCGAGGCCCUCCGUCGGCGCGUCGUCGGCGCGCGCCUCGCCGGCGCCUUCCACGCGUGGAGAGGCUUCGCCCGCCGCGCCAAAGAGGAAAGCGAGAUCCAAGAAAAGCUCAGCCUCUCGCGCGAGAGACGCCUCGUCAGGGAGGCGUGGCAAGCCUGGCGGAAGCGGUGGGCGCGAUACGUCCUCUUCCGGUCGCAGUGCCGCAGCCUGCAGGAAAUGCGUCUUCGGCAUCUGAAGGCUCUCGUGCUUCGAGGCUGGUGGGCGUUCGCGCAGCAUAGGCGCGCAGAGGAGACGCGCAUUUCGGCCGCGAGCGAGAUACGGGCCGCCGCGCUUCGGCGACGGAACUGGGGUGCCUGGAAAGAAGCGUGGCAGACGAAGCGGAGACUGCGCGCCAUGGAGGAGGCCGCUGACUUGCUCAGAGGAAAAGCGCUCCUUGCGAAGGCCAUGAGGGGGCUGAAGCGACAGAGAAAUUCGGCUCGGAUUUUGAGUUCCGCUGCGCGGGCCCUGGAGCGAGAGCGGCAGGGCGUCGCCCUCGCUCUCUGGUGGCGCUGGGCCGCGCGGCGGGCGGCGUUUCAGGAGCUGUGCGACCUGCAGCAGGCGAAGACGCGAGAGCAGCGCUUCCGCGCAGUCUUCCGCAGCUGGCGGAACCUCGCGCUGCGCCGGCGGGUGCAGCAGAAGGCGCUGGCGCGUGUCGCGGCACUGGUGGACGAGGCGCGCGCGCGGCGCAUCUUCCGCGAGUGGUGCGCAGGUUGUUUGCGCAUGCGCCAAAAAGAAGUGGCGGCAAACAGGCUGCAAGCUGUCGUUGGCACAGCGCUCCUGAGGACUGGCUGGCGGGCGUGGAUCCACACGCAAGGCCUCGCGGCGCGCGAAGAAGACGUGAAGCGACGGCGGAAGAGGCGCAUGCAACUGGAGGUUCUCAGAGGGUGGGCAGAGGCCUGCAAGGAACAGGCAACGGUACAGCUUCAUUUGCGUGGUCAGCUGCUUUGCUCGAAGCUCUCGAGGCUUCUGCACCAGUGGCAGCGCCUCGCGUUUCUCUCUCGUCUGGGCUUCGUGCAACGCUCUCGUUCGCGCGUCCUUCUCCUUCGGCGCACGCAGCACGCGUGGCUGUCGGUCCUUCAGGCGAAAAGACUGGAGCACGAGAAAGAGGCCCGCGCCCUCCACCUUUGCCGCACCUUCCGCCUCCGCGCGGCUCGACACUGUCUCCUCGCCUGGCGAGAGACAGCCGCGGACUCUGUUGCGCGGCGCGGCACGGGGGAGACGCUUCGUCUCCGGCUCCAGCGGCGAUCCCUGGCGGAGGUCUGGGAGGCGUGGAAGCAGGUCGCGGUGCGGAGGCGAACGCAGACGCGGGCGUUCCUGCAGGUCGCGCGCAUUCGCGAACGGCGCCUGCUUUACCUCGUUUUAGACACGUGGAAAGAGACACUCGUGUUUCAGCGCCAGGAGGAAACUGCAGUCCAGUGGAGGCAGAAGUCGCUUCUGCAGGCAGGGCUAGGCGCGUGGCUGGCUUGGUCCGCACGAAGGCGAGAGAAAAGAGAAGACUUUGAGGCUCUCCUGCGCAUCCUUGAUCGAGACGAAGGGGCUAGGAGGCGCGCAGAAAAGACAAGAGGAAAAGAGAUCCUUGCCGCUUGGCUUUCGGAGACGCAGAGGCGCCUGGGGCUCCGCGUCGCUCUGUCGACCCUGGAGUGCCUCGCCAACCGUCUCUCCCUCCGGCUCGCUUUCGCCUCGUGGCGCUUGCGGGCGCGGAGAGAGGCCGCCGUCUCUCAGGCCUCCGCGCAGCUCGCCUCGUGGCGGCGGCGCUGUCUCCUUCGCGUCUCUUGGGCAAUCCUCCGCGGUCACCAGGAACGGCUGAAGCAAAUGGAGCUGUCGAGUUACUCGCACCUCUCCAUUUUGCGUCAUCAGCAGCUGCUUUCGCUCUUCGCUGCCUGGCGGGCGCGGGCGCACGCGCUGCGCAAGCAAGCAGCCGACGAGGCCCGAAGGCGCCAGCAGAGCGUGCAGGCGGUGAGCCACGCGCUGGUAGCUUGCAAGCGGAAGGCCUUCCUCUCCUGGCUCAGUGCGCUGGCGGCUAAGCUGCAACUCAAGCAAAAGACACUCCUCCUCCUGAAGAGGCGCAGAGACCAGUUGGAGCGCAGAGUGCUUCGCGGCUGGUGCCGAGUCGUGAGGCAAAAGGCGGAGCUGCGGGAGAGUCUAGCGGUCUUCUCAGAGUCGCACCGCCUCAAGAGCCUGCGUCGCACUUUCUCCGCGCUUUUCGUGGUUGUGUCGCGGCAGCGGAUGAUUCGCGCGCGUCUCCUUUUCUCCCUGGGGCUCCUCGCGCCGUCGGCGGACUUUGCGGUAGCCUCGGGCUCCUCCUCGUCCCUCCACCAGCCCCUGGCGCGGUCGCCGCUACUGUCGCUGUCUCCGCUGGCGGAGGGCGAGGAGGCGUCGCUGCAGCGCCUUUGGGGCCGCGCCUUGCCGGCGCCUGGCCUUCGCGAGGAGGUGUCUCCGUCGGCUUCACCAGCCAGCGCGGGGGGGGGAGGUGCGCGACAGGCGCAGGAGGCGAACCUCUUUGCGUCGCUGCCGCUAGUGCCGCGGCUCAUUGUGUGGGCGGCGCAGCCUCACAUGCUGCAUCUGCUUCUUCUGCAGCCUGGUAUAGCGGCAAGCCUGGUGCACCAGGCGCCGAAUCGAGGCGCCGGCGAAGGCCUCACGCCGUGCGCUCCGCUUCUGCCGUCUCGAGAGGGCGUGAGAGGCGGGGGCGGUCGCGGCCUCGCGCACGCGCGCCUGUCGCGUGGCGUCUCUGAAGCCCGACGAAAGAGACUGCAGACUCGCCUGGGCGGCCGCAGCCGCUCCUCUUCGCCUCUCUGGUGGGGCGAGCCAGGCGACGCCGACGGUCGCGCCGCGUGGGAGGAGGAUGCGGCGAGGGGCGGCGAGCUCUUUCUCGACUUGGCGGCCUCCGGCUCGGGACUGGGAGAGCGCGCGCGCCGCGGCUCGAGCCGAGGGACGGUCACGCCCUCCACGUGCACACCCCACACGGCUCUCACUGUCUCUUCAGUCUCGCCGGCAGUGCCCCUUGGCUUCUUCGGGGGGCUGAGCGAGCUGCGGGCCCCUGCUGCGCCGCAGGGCAGUGAGGAGACCCCCUCGUCGCUGCCGACGGAGUCCUCGCGGCUCCGCGCGCGGAGUGCCUCGGUUCACAUCGAGGCGCAAGCAGACCUCGCCUCGCUGAGCAGGCGACGCUCGAUAUCCUGCGCGCCGCCGGCACUCGCUGGGGCGGGCGACGGCGACGAAGACCUGCUGCUUGCCGACAAGAGGAGCAGCAAAUGCUUCGAGAGGCUUCUCCGCUGCUACGCGCGCGCUGGCCGCAGACUGCGCCAGGGUGGCGCGGGUGCCAGGAGUGAAGCGACUGCCGCCGUCAGUACCGCGUACGCGCGGCCGCAGAGCGAUCUGCAGGCGCUCCUUCUUGCGCAAGUGAGCCACGCGUUCGCCGCGAAGAGCGCCGCGUCGCCGUUCCUGCCGCCGUUUGCCGCAGACGCCCUCACGCCGACGGAGGCGCGUCUGUCUCUCGCCUCCAGUGAAGACCUCGACACGUCGCGCGAGAGCGAACGGAGUGAACAGAGCUCACUCGCUCUGUCGGCUGCCCUCAGCGGUCGUGGCGCUGACCAGCUGCCUCCGGCGCAGGCGAAGAACUGGAGAGAAGAAAUUCCUCUUGACCUCCUCGCCUCCGCGUGGGCGUCGGCGCGUCUUCUCCACGCGUUCCUGCGCGCCUGGAGUCUCCGCGCCCGCAGCCGCAAGACCCGCCGGCGCUGCGAGGCCGCAGCUGUCUCCGCCUUCGGAGCCCAUCGGAGCGUGCGCCUUGUGCGUUUCACCUGGCGCCUCUGGUGGGCUGUGAAGGCAGGGAGGGAGGAGAGCGCGCGGCGGAAAAAGGAGGUCAUCGCGUGGGGGCUGCAGAGCAGAGUUUUCGCGGCGUGGCGCGCCUGCGCCGCGGUCGACUCUGGCGCGGUGGCGCGUGCGGAGGCCUUUUGCGCGGCGAGGCUGAACCGGCUGGCGCGCGAGAGAGUCGCGGCGUGGCGGGAGAUCGCAGGCGCCCGGCGCGCGGAGAGACAGAAAGUGGAGGCGUGGAGAGCAUCGAAGGAUGGGGAACUCAAGGCGGAACUCUUUCGCCUGUGGACGCACCUGGCUGCUGUCAACCGGGCCGGGGCUCAGCUGUACGUUCAGCGGAAACGCGCGACAACUGUCGAGAUUUUCACCUCGUGGAUGCGGGAAACUGCCAAGAGACAAACCGCCAAGAAACUCGCGACCGUUGUGGCCCGCCCUGGCCUCUUUGCGGGCUUCUCGCUCCUGCGCAUUUGGAGCCUCACGCGGUCGAACGGCCUCCGCCGCGCAGCCGCGUGCCUCGACGCGUGGCGGCAGUACACGGAGAGACGCAGGCGGCUCGCGGGCGCGAUGGUGUAUUUCCAGACGCUGGGAAAGGUGUCGCUGCUUCAGCACCACUUUUCUGCGUGGCUCGACGUGCAGCGCCGGCGACGGCGUCUGCUAGUCCUUCAGCGCACAGCGGAGAUCGCGUCGUUACUGCUGCCGCUGCAUCGCGUGUUUGCGCGCUGGCGGGCCCUGGCCGUUGACCGCCUGGCGACGCGCAGCCAGCUGCUUCACCAGUUUCUGGCUCACCGGCAGACGCCGUUCCUGGCGCUCUCUGCACAGGCCAGCGGCCCGGGGGGCGAAUCAGCGGAUGCACGCGGCCGCGACAGCUGCUACGCCUACUGGGCCAGGUGGAGAGUCGAGGAGGCGUGGGCUGUCUGGAAGCGACGAUUCCGCUUGAGGACGCUGCUGAGGCGACAGGCGACCCGCUGCGCCCGGGCGUGCCUUGACACUCUGAAACAGGCCGUGCAGCGCCGCCGCGCCGUGGAGGCCUUCGUGCGGAGACGCCGCGCGCUGCUCGUCCAGCGAGCGCUUGUCGCCUGGCAGGUGUACGUACAGCGCCGCCUGCUCAAGGAGCAAAGGACUGCGCACGCGGUUGAGCGGUACCAAGGCCACGUGCUCCAGCAGAGCUUCGGGCAGUGGCGGUGGCUCCUGCAGCGCCUCCAGUGGGAGCGCGCCGUCGUGGAGGUCUCUCAGGCGAAAGCCAAUCGACGCAUCUGCUCCAAGGUUCUCGAGGGUCUGCGCGCGCACGCAGCGUCUCGGCUCGAGGAACGGCGCCGCGUGGCGACUCUCCAAAGAGGCGUUUCUGCACGUCUUCUCUUCCAGCUUCUGCGCGCCUGGCGCGCGCUGGGCGCCGCCCGCCAGCACGCCGCACAAGCCCUGGUGAAAUCGUGUUUCGCGCGCUGGCGAACCGCCUUCAAGACGCAACAGGGGCUCGACGGACUCGCGGCGGCGCAGCGAAGCGUCGAGCGACGGCAGCUCGCGCGCGCCCUCGAGGCCCUGCGAGGCGAGAGCUUGCGCUUCGCGGCGAUGCAAACGCUCGGCGAGCAGAUGCCGUGGCUGAGAGACGCGCUCGAGGAGAAGAUCGGGGCAGCUCGUGCGUCGCUGUCGUUUGCGCUCGUCUCGCUGCGCACCUUCGCCGCCCACCGCGUUUCGCGUCGGCGCCAGGCGCGACUGCUUGCGACUGCGUUGGGCUCCUGGACGCAGCGGCAGGAGACAGAGGGUCCGAAGCGCCUCUUGCGGCCGUGCCUCCUGCACUGGCGCGGGGCGCUGCAGUAUCGGCUACAUCUUGAGGCGGCCGAAGACGCGCUGAAGCGUCAUGUAGCGUUCAGACGAAUGCGGCAAGCCUGGUUGAAGUGGUGGCGUCUGCAGCGCGAAGAAGAGAGGGAACGAGAAUUGCUGAAACUCGCCGACGAAACUCGCAAAGCCUGGGCACUCGAAAGAGGCCUCCUCCUCCUCCACGAGCACCGACUCCAAAGCGAGUGGAUGGCCUGGUGUACCUACAGGGCGGAAGAGUUUGUGAUGGAAGGCAGGAAAACUCAGGCUCUCGUCUGUUUCAGAGCCUGGCACGCUUGGAUGGCGACGUGCCGAGACCGCCGUCGCCGCGGACUGCGUCUGCAAGAACUCUCGCGCCUGUGGAGUUUGUCCGCCGCGUUCGGGGCUGUGCGGGACGUACAUGAAAAGCGGAGCAGACUGCGACAAGCUGGGGAGUUCCUCGUGGGGAAAACCGAGAGAAAUGAACUGCGCACGGCCUGGCGGGCGUGGCGCGAGGUGUACGUACACCUCGUGGCGCUCAAACCGCGUCUCGAAGCUCUUCUCGCUCGCCAGGCAUUUCAACGUGUCUGCCUGGCAUGGUCGGGGUGGCGUACGUGGCAGCAGCGGCGCGCGCAACUUCGCGAGCGUCUGGCGCCCCUGGCGGAGAACGCGCACGCGCUCGCUGAGUUUCGGCUUAUACUCGGGUGCUUUCGCCGUUGGCGCGAGGCUCUCGAGCAGAAACGGAACCUGUGGCGGCAAAAGGAAAGCCUCCUGCAGAGGCACGUGGUGCGUCGCCUCCUCAAGGAGAGCUUCGGCGCCUGGGCGAUCUGCACGCGAGAGAUUCAAUUCGUUCGAAGCACGAAGGCCGCAGCAGCGACUGCGGCGUCUCAGGCCCUCUCGGCCGCGCCUCGCCCGUGCGACCGUGUUCGCUUCUCCCCCUCGAACUACGGCCUGGCGCCGAUCCCUGAGGAAAGCGAGAGGACAAAAUUUUCUUCGCGGCUGUCUCUUUCGUCCUCCGACGCCUCAAACCAGAGCGCGCGUGUUCGGCUGCGCGCGGCAGACGCCGACUCCAUCAGCCCUGAAGCGAGCGAGUGUGGCGGCAGCGGAGACGAGAACGGGGUCGGGGCGCGGGGCGAGAGAGCGGGGAGCCGAAGGAGGUGGAGGUCGGCGUCGUCUCCGCGCCCGUCCUCGGACUCUGAGGCGGCGCCGCGAAAAGCGAAACUCAGGAUCUCGUGGUCGUCUCACUCAGACUCAGACCGCGGCGCGCCGGCGCGUGAGGAGGACGCGGAGGAGGCAGGAAGUCGGCGAGGCGAGGAAUCUUCGCACGUCUUGGUUGGGGGCCGCGCGAGACGCGCGCGCAAUGAGGCGAGCGUUCGCGACCGCAGGAGAGAGGGAGAGGGCGAGGCGCGCCUGCGAAGCAAGAGUGGCAACUUCAUCGCGUAUCGCGGCUCGCCAGAAACCGCGCCUUUCGCCCAGGCUAGAGAAGAAGAAGAGAACGAGGGGCGGCGCGUCCACCGCGGAAGCGACAGACUGGAGAGAAGCAGAGGAGACGCGCAAGAAAGAGAAGGCGCUGUGCUUGCGAGAGGGGCACUGGUGAGCGGCAGACACCGCAGCCCCGAUGCUGUGUCUUUCUCUCUUGCGUCUUCUUCAUCUUCUCUCGCCUCGUCUGCCUCCUCUGCGUCGCCGCUGUCUCCUUCCUCACAGCGCCAGUCGGCUGGGGGCCGCCAGUUGCGUCGGUCUCAGAGUGGCGUAUCUGGCGCGGCCUCUGCAGGCGAGCGCCUCGCCGUCGCCUCGCCGCCCUCUUUUUCGACGUCCGCGCGGUUGAUUCGGCCGGAGCCUCCCCCCGGAAAGCAGCUGCUGCUUCGCGACCUGCUGACCGACUCCUCGGUUUCCUCCGCCUCGUCCUCCGCCGCUUCUUCGCUGGCGUCUAGGCCAGAGCUCGACGAGGUGGCGAGCUCCGUUCAGCGGCGCAAGGCUGUCGCGGAUCCCGACUCUGCAGCUGCAGCUGCUUCUUCUCUGUCCGCGGUCGCGACUUCGCUGUUGGAGGCGUUCGCCAGCUCACCCGCGUUGCCGCAGUCUUCCUUCGCCGGCGUCGCGCGGGCGCUGCUGCAGCGUGCGCUGACUGACGGUCACGCCAUGGCUCGCGCCUCUGCUCGAUCUCCGCUCUCGCUUUCUUCUUCAGCAGAAACCGGCAGCGCGCGCAGCUCGAGUGUGGUCAGCUCAGGCACAGCCUCGCGGUCGCCGAGUGCGGCCUCCAGCCGGCGAUGGAGCGUCGGAGGCGAGGCGGAGGCAGACGCGAAAAAAGGGCGGCGCCCGCUGCACGGGCGGAAACGCAGCGAGACAGAAGACGAGGGAACCGAAACAACAGAGGAGGAGGAGGAAGAAAAUGAAGGAGACUCCGGAGAGGAGGAAAUGGGAGGCAGGCGCCCCGGGGUGGACAUCGAGCAGCUGCAUGCGAGAGGUCUUCCUCGCCCUGUCAUAGCUGCGAUCCCACAGGCCCCCGCGUCGGCAUUCGCGAUUCCGUCUUCGCUGCCGGGCUCGCUCCUCACUGCCUCGCGGGGCAACGCCGCUUCCGCCCGCAGCCCACUCCGCAGUGAAAGACAUCAAGAACUCGAAACCGAAGUGGAAGAAGAAGAAAACGAGGCAGACAGCGACGGAGUGAGGGAGAGGCGCGAGGAGGGGCGAGUCGCGGCGGGGUGGAGCGGACGCGCUAACGUCCAGCCAAGAGCCGCGAGACAAAACAAAGGAGACGCCAGGGGAGCGGAGCCGGAGGAAGAAGAGAAAGAAGAAGCAGAAGACGAAGAAGCAGAAGGAGAGCAAGACAGGACAGGCGUUCCACCAGGCAGUCGGUCUCCUCUCGCAAGCGACAGCGAUGGGGUGCCGACGCGCGACCACCGCGCAGGCGCAGCGGAAGCACGGCUGCGCAAGAACGAGGCGACCCAUCCCUUCUUCUUUUCUCUCUUGUCUCCGUCGCCGUCUCUCGUUGAAGAGGCGGCGCAGGCCUCUUCCUCGCCCUCCUCGGCGUCCGUGUCGUCGUCUAUCCAGCGAACUGAGCAGCUUGCACCGGUGUGGGCGGGUGUCCAGACGCCGGGCUCCCGCGCGACUGGGCGUGCAGAAACGUUGCAGAGGUGCGCUGGAGGCCUGCGCGAAGAAUCUGAAGAUUCCAGAGGCAGGGGAAGCCCCAGGCGCGCUCGCGGAGAGACGGACGGAGAGGCAGACAGUUCCGCGAGGGUUGAAGACGCGGAGGCGGAGGAAGACCGCGGCAGGGGAGGUGGAGGACGCCAAGCCGCGGUCGCCCUCGUCGGGGGGCUCGGAGGCCACCCUGCACUUCCUGUCUCUUCAGCGCUCUCUUCAACUCUUCAGCUCUACGAGCUUGCGCCUCUCCCUCCCGAGGGAGGCACGCCGCUGGACGCUUCUGCGCGGGAGGUGCUGCAUCGCGCAGUUCUGGGCUCCGGGGAUGAGGAAGACGAUGAAGAAGAAGAAGGGCGGCUUGACGUGGGGGAGAGGAACCAGCGAGAGGCGAGCAAGACUGAGAGCCGAGAGGAGGGAGGUCGACGCGCACCGUCGCCGCAACACCGAGGGGUCGCUUCUCUUCACGGUCUGCCCGGCCUCGCAGCGUCUCUCGUGGCAUUUUCGCAGUCUGAAGGAAACGCCUACAACUCUGCGUCUCCUCGCGGGUCCCCGCAUUCGCGGCCUGAGACGACGCGCGCGCCUUCGUCGCCUGGGCGGGCUCGGGGGGUCGCGAGCCCCGCGGCGGCGGGCCCUGGGGAGAUCCGCGCAGAGGCGGAGGACACAGGAGACAGCGAGGCGGAACUCCGCGAGCUGCUCACCCGCCUCGAGCGGUUGGAGGCCCUUCAGAGGCUGCAGCUGCUGGAGGACGAGGGGGAGGAGGCGAGGCCUCUGCUGACUGGAGUGGCCUCCGGGCUCUCGUCGUCGCUCCACGCUGCGUCCUCCGCGGAAGCGUCAAGCCCCGCGGCUGUGGAGGCGCCGCUAAGCGCGCGAGUCUCCUCGGGACAGCUCGCCUCUCCUUUGGCGGCGUCGCGCGGCCGUGAGGGGUCCCCCCUGUCUCCCUCCGCAGGGCAGGUCUCUCCAGGGAGCGGCGCGAAUCACAAGUCGAGGCCACCGGGUCGAAUCCGCGCGUCCGUCUCUCUCUCCGCUUCCUCCGUCGGCGAUUAUGGCGGCGCGCGGACGCGGCGCCGCGACGCAGAAGAAGGCAGCGAAGCAGGCCGAGAGGGAGACGACGCAGACGCACGUGAAGGCGAGGAGGAGGAGAACGGAGACAGCAGGGACGCAGACAGGCGACGGGGGGGUCCGGCGGGAGAGCGACAAGCGCUGUUGAGACGAGCAGCGGAGCCAGAAGAAGAUGAAGAAGAGGAGGAAGAGAUGGAUGGAGAACGAGGGGUGUUUCAGGAGGAGGAGAAGGUAGUAGAGCGUCGGCAAAGAGUGGUGGAGGAGGAGGAAGAAGAAGAGUGGCUUGCGCAGGUCGUCGCUUCGUCCAGGAGACGCCUGGCAGGAGACAGCCGCCUUAUGGGGAGAGCAAACCAGUCGCGGUGCGAUGCCGGGCGAGGCUGCGAGCGAGAAAACGAGGGCGAACCACACAGAGACAGGCACGACAUCGCAUCGAUUGCGGGCAGCGAAGAGCUGCUCGAGGAGGCGUGGAAGGAAGCCGGAGAGGAGACGCGGAAUGUCCUUCUUGAGAUUCACCGCGAAAUGAAGGGCGUGUCGCUUCUCAAUGGCGAGCUUUCGAACGGGCCCUGA
Besnoitia besnoiti is the source of this 13062-nucleotide messenger RNA. RefSeq lists its product as uncharacterized. The transcript has 16 exons. Lineage: Eukaryota; Apicomplexa; Conoidasida; Eucoccidiorida; Sarcocystidae. The record is from RefSeq and is a predicted model, not a curated record. Bases 1 to 13062 code for a protein of 4353 amino acids.